CGUAUCCGUAUCCCUUGCUGCUCAAUUUAUGAAGAUGGUCGAUAGCAAUAUACGAUCCCGACAUGAAUACAGAAGACCCCAAGAACGCACAGAUCCAUCUUCAGUCUGUGAAUGCCGUUCAUAGAUCGAUCGAAGAAAAUUGCCACGAAGUGAAAGUGAUGAUUGUGGUAGAGCAGUGCAAGGGCGGAUUACAAGAGCUCACCAGCAGCCUCGGCAAUGCAUUGAGUUGUGGCAGCUGGAAUUCGCCCAUGGAUUGAUACCUAGGCGUAAUUUGUGAUCGAUCGACACAAUUAGCCGAAGGGUAGAGCUCGUUUCGCUCUUCUUACAUUUCCCAGAAGGGCCCUAGCCACAGGAUGGAUUUUGGAGUAUCCAAAUAAACUGAGGAUCAAUCUCCACAUGUUUUCAAUUUACGCAAUUGGAAGCCAGUACCUUCAAAACUUAGACAGACAAGCCCAAACAUUUCGAAGCAUAGCACAUGGAGACCGUCGACUUCCGAUGUACUCAUGUCCAAGCGAUCGGGCUCGUAUGUCAUCGAAGUUUUCGAAUUUACUGGUGGAACUAAUCGAGUGAAAUCUGAGCAGCCUCAGGAGAGGCGACUCAGUCAGUCGUGGGAGAUGACCAGAAUUGAAGAGCAUCAAGAAUCCGGACCAGGAAGAUCAGCUUCAGUGGGCUCGACGCGAGCGAGCUCACCGGGAGAGCAGGGCACCAUAGAUACUCCGAGCACUUACGAUUCAGAUGGACAGGUGGAGGAAGAUCGACCUCCGCCGCCAGCCUACAUCACAUUACCAGUGUCACCUUUGAAGAGGCGCCUCGUGAUUCUGGACAUGAAUGGUCUUCUGUGCCACAUCAACCACAACAAGUGGUUCCGAACCAACAAUGUGGUGCCGCACGGGAAGCUGGGAGCUCACAAGUCGUGGGUCGCGAGGCCGCACUUGUGCGAGUUUCUCAGGGAGGUGACGCAGGUCGUGGACCUGGCCAUUUGGACGAGCAGGACAGAGUCCAAUCUGGCCCGACUUCUGCAGCAGAUGUCGGCCUACUUACCUGAAAACUUCAGCGAGACGAUAUGGCAGCUUUUGGAUCAAUCAUACUGCUAUCCCCUGCCUCAAGCCGACGCCAAUUAUCCUCUGUGGCUCAAGCCUCUGAACAUCAUCGAGGAGAUGAGUGACCACAAGGUGGCCAACUGCUUGCUCGUCGAUGACUCGCCGCUCAAAAACGCAAUGAACCAUCCCCAUAACGCCAUCCAUCCGCCCACUUUCUCUCCCUUGAAACAAGACGACGAUUACCUCUCGACUUAUCUCUUGCCGUUCUUGAAAAAAUUCGCCCGAUCCCCUCAACCUGUGACACAUUUCGUGCGAUCCAACUGGCCAGAAUCCUCCGACGUUUUCCGACUUCUUGCAAACUAUUGGGGCAAAAACCUUCCCAGUAUACUCUUCUCUCAAGUCAGGGAUCAGGCUGAAGUAGAAAAGCUGCGACAGCAAGUUCUUGCUGAAGGAGACAUGGCUGCAGCAGCAGCAGCCGAGCUUUAGUCCCAUAUUUUCACGAUAAAUUGGGCUGGAUUGUGGUGCAUGACAGAAUUAGCAGAUCAGUUCCUCUUUGCUGAGGAAAUGUAAGGAGAAGAGUGCUCAAUGAGCUCCACUUGUGAGUUGAAACUCACUCGAAAUCCUAGCCAACAUGUAUAUAGGAACUUCUGGAUGUGAGGAAUAAAUGCCUACAUCAGAGUUCAUUUCCAGACGUGCUCUUGGAUGCUAUGAACAAUUUUCACGAAAACUCUGUAGCCGUCUGUU
Marchantia polymorpha subsp. ruderalis is the source of this 1784-nucleotide messenger RNA. The record is from the annotation of a GenBank genome assembly. NCBI's taxonomy places the organism in Eukaryota, Viridiplantae, Streptophyta, Marchantiopsida, Marchantiales, Marchantiaceae.